Messenger RNA from Oryzias melastigma (Indian medaka), 2210 nucleotides. It is a transcript of the gene rhof, whose product is annotated as ras homolog family member F. The coding region runs from base 805 to 1431 and encodes 208 amino acids. Gene Ontology annotation, biological process: cell migration; small GTPase-mediated signal transduction. The transcript is spliced from 5 exons. Lineage: Eukaryota; Metazoa; Chordata; Actinopteri; Beloniformes; Adrianichthyidae. Gene Ontology annotation, molecular function: GTPase activity; GTP binding. The record is from RefSeq and is a predicted model, not a curated record.
UGAGGUUUUGGAUCUUCUUAUUUUAGAUCUAUCCCAUACACUGCACUGACGGUUUAAAGAACGUCAUCCUGGUUCACAGCUUUCCAUUUUCCCAUAAACACAAAUGUCUUAAGCUCCAAAAUUAAAAAAAAAAGUUUGCUAUUUAAAAUAGAAGCACAUCAGCUGUGUCUUAAGUUAUUAGAAUUUUGUUAUUUUUUUUAAUCUCGUUGGAAAAAAAAAAAAAAGACAAAUUUGUCCCCAAAGGAAAUCUCAUUCCCCAGGACAGAUUAGAUCCUCUGGUUGUAGAAGUAGCUGUUGACCAUCACCUUCCUGUAUUCCCAGAUGCUUUCUGCAGGGAUGAUGGAGGUAAAAUGGUUGAGAUCCUUCAGUCUUAACCAUUUGAGCUGGUCUCUCACGCCUUCUUCCUUAAACGCAGGCAAGAGGAGGCAGAGCUUGUGUUGAAGUACACACCCAAGAAAGUGAAAGAAGCAAAAGACAUGCAAAAAAAAAAAAAAACCCAAAAAGGAAGUGAGUGCAUGAGAGGCUCCUCGUGUGUCUGUGCUGCAGCCAACAGUCUCUCACGAUGGGACGGGAGGAGGGAGGCAUCAGGGUCUGAUGGAAGCGGCGUCAGUGUGACAGGAAGUGGUGAGCAGACUGAGCUACCUGGUAAAACAUGAGAUCCUUUCUCUUGCCUGCGAAUCAUCCGGAGCUUUGACGAACAUCAAUUUUUGCCAUGCCUUUAAAAUAAAAAUACUUAAAAAAAAAAGGAGGGAGCCUUUCGUGCCUCAUCCUGCCUGGUACCUGUCUGACCUGUUUGGAGGCAAAAUGACAGAAAACGGUGCUGUGAAAGACAAAGGCAAAACACGAGAGGAACUCAAAAUUGUCAUUGUGGGAGAUGGAGGCUGUGGAAAAACAUCUCUGCUCACGGUUUAUGCCAAAGGUAAUUUUCCAGAGAAAUAUGCACCAUCAGUGUUUGAAAAGUAUGUCACAACUGUUAAUCUGGAAGGAAAAGAGAUAGAGCUCACCCUCAAUGACACGGCGGGACAGGAAGACUACGACAGACUGAGGCCACUUUCGUACCAGGGGGUCAGCGUGGUUCUAGUCUGCUUCGAUGUCACCAACCCCACCAGCUUUGACAAUGUUCUCGUGAAGUGGUACCCAGAGGUGAAGCACUUUUGUCAGGACGUCCCGAUUAUACUGAUUGGGUGCAAAACUGACCUCAGAAAAGACAAAGAAUGUGUGAGGAAGCUGAAGGCCUUGAGUAUGGAUCCCAUCUCAUACAUACAGGGGGAACGGACGCGGGAGGAAAUGAACGCAACGCUCUACCUGGAGUGUUCGGCUAAAUUUCAGGAGAACGUGGACGACUUGUUCAAGGAGGCCACCAAAAGAGCCCUGGCUUUCAGACGAAAACAGAGAAAACUCAAGCGGAAAAAGAAAUGUGUCAUUUUCUGAGCUUGGAAAGGACUAUUCUACACAGGAUAACCAUCAAUCCACGAGGCUCCGUUGCACCAUCUGAGAGUUUUCUGCUUGAACUGCAACGUAAUGACUCAUGCAGCAACAGGAAACACUUCUUUUGAGAGUCGCACACAGGUUUUACAAAGAGAAAAUGGAAAGUUAACUUCAUGUUUGCAUACUGAAUGACUGUUUUUCUUUUUUUUUUGUCUCCAGCUGCCAGUAUUUGUAGGUUUUUUGUAUUUAUGGGUACAAAAAAUAACUUAAAAGCAAUCUGGAUGCUCUCACUCAGGAAUAGAGUUUAAAAGUGUUAUUAAAGAAAAAUCAGGGUUUAAUCAUUUACAGCAAAACUAAAUGCUGCUUCUUUGUAUUAUGUGUUGUUGUUGCAGGUUUUUUAACUGCACCAACAGCGCCGACUAGAGGUACAAAUAUGUAAUGACCAUGUUUCAUGAAUAGGACCUCAAUAUAUAGUUUUGUGCACAUAAAAUACACAUUUUUAUGAUGCUUUUUUUAUUAAUGUACACAGAUGUGUUACUGGCCACACAUUAGGAACUGAUAAAGUAUUAAAAUGAACUGCAACUGUAUGAAAAAUCUGCUUUUUUUUUAAAAAAAAAAGAAAAAACUUCCACCUGAAUUGUGAUUUUUAAUCUCUUGUUCAUCGCAGAAAUCCAUGUGAGCGUAACGCCGCUACUUCAAAGAUGCAAUAGCCCUCGCGGUGAGGAAAGUGAGGCCUCACGUACCCGAGCAUCGGAAAGAUAAACCAGUUUUUCCUAAAAAAA